AGGAAAAACAAGACUGAACCAGACAUCUCGGGCUCCCUUCCCAGUCCCCAUGGGAUCCUCCUCGCCUUCCCCGUCGCCGGAGCCGCCGCAGUCGUCCGCUCCUGCCGGUGGAGCCUCCAAUGCCAGCCUGCGGUGGCACAUCCUCCGCCGCGCCCUGCUCUCUCGCUCCGCCUCUCCCCACGCAUCAGAGGGAACCUCUAAGGAUCCGCAGGAGAAAGGUGAUACCAACAAAAUUUCGAGGAAGACAUCGCGUGGUUUUAAUCUGAUCAAGUGUCACACAGUGCCAAUUUCACAGCUAAAUAAAUCACAAGGAGAUUCAUUAAAUAGAAAUGAAAAUGGUGUUGAAUGCCAAAGAGAUGUCUGUGUUUGUUAUAAGCUGCCCUGUGGUGGUUCACCGGAACUUAAUGUAAUAUACAGAAGAGAUGAUUCCCUUGAACUAAAUGACAUUGAAGCUUCCAACCGAUUUAAUAUUGACACUACUGGACUUGUUGUUGGCCGUCUGAAGAGGUCCUUGCCUUCUACUGUAUCAACCAUUCAGAUAUGUUCAGAUAUUCCACUUGUCCUGGACUUGAUUCGGGAGAUUUCAACCCACAGUUCUAGGUCUAAAAGGGUGCUUGAACUUGGAGCUGGUUACGGAUUGGCGGGACUUGUUAUUGCAGCCAGUGCAAAUGCUGGCGAGGUUAUUAUUUCUGAUGGAAACCCACAAGUAGUUGGAUAUAUUCAACAGAACAUGUCGAUCAAUGCAAAAACUUUUGGUCAAACGAAAGUUAAACCUAUGACACUGCAUUGGGAUCAAGAGCAAGCUUCAGACAUGUUGAACUCUUUUGACAUCAUUGUUGCAAGUGACUGUACAUUUUUCAAGCAAUUCCAUCAAAGCCUUGCCUGGACAGUCAAAUCUUUGUUGAAGCAUUCGGAGACCUCGCAGGCUAUCUUUCUGAGCCCAAGGAGAGGUGAUUCACUCAACAAGUUCCUAGAAACAAUCAAAGAAUAUGGUUUAUGUUAUGAGUUGAUAGAGAAUUAUGAUCCCACUGUCUGGAAUCUGCACGAAAGCUAUGUGGCAGGAGAUGACACAUCGUGGCCCAACUAUAAUGAGGAGCAUUGCUACCCUUUGUUGGUCAGAAUUACUUUUGGACAUUUUGAUUGAUCUUAGAUGCGUUCAUUUUGUAUGCAUUAGCAUUAUGUGUUAGUUAUUCUUCACUAUGAAAUACAACAGUGUGAUAUCUGUAACUGAAUCUUAGUUGAGUUUUUCCAUGGCAUCGUUCCAUUUUCUCGAA
Molecule: messenger RNA, 1274 nt
Organism: Hordeum vulgare subsp. vulgare (domesticated barley)
Lineage: Eukaryota; Viridiplantae; Streptophyta; Magnoliopsida; Poales; Poaceae
Product: calmodulin-lysine N-methyltransferase
Exons: 8
Coding region: 50-1144 (364 amino acids)
Cellular component (GO): cytoplasm
Molecular function (GO): calmodulin-lysine N-methyltransferase activity
Source: RefSeq, a predicted model, not a curated record